UCAAAAUGUAAAUAUUUUGGAUUUUAGAGUUUCUUCUUUAUUUCUUACAUGAUCCCAUAGUCAAGACUGGUAGAGCUUUCCUUCAGACCCAGCCUACCAUCAGCAACAAGCCCUUUCUCAAGCCCUCCAAUAUCCAGCAGCCAGCCCUGUUCCCAGGACUUCUCUCCCUUCUACAGAACAGACAGAUCUCUGUGCCAAGCACCCAAAUGAAAUAAGCUUCAUUUAUUUAUUCACAUACCUGUAGACUCAGUCAGUUCUGUGUGCUUGUUUCCAGGCCUCUUACCAAUACUGGCAUCUUUCUUAGCCUGAGGGUUCCCCUAGUCUCAGGAGAAAUCUGUUUUGCAGAGAAACUUAUCUAAUCAUCAAUUUAGUCCUUUAUUUUUUUUUUCAUUUUUCUAUUAUAAAGUAAAGCCAAGCUCAACAUCCCAAAAUGCAGGGAGGAUCUGAGAUUUUUGUUUGUUCUGAUUUUAAGCAGCCAAAAACCACACCCCACACUCUUCAAGUUCAAUGCAAAAAACAAACAAACAAACAAAAAACAGGGAGGGAAAAAUUGGGAUAAAACUGGGUACAGCAGACUAUCAUUUAAGUUUGUGAAUGAUUUCCUCUUGAGUGUGGUAAGGCUAAAUGCAAAUGAACAAGAAGGCAAUUGUCAGCUGCAUUAUCAUUUGACCAAUAGGAGCCCAGCUCCAUCUUGACUGUGCACCAGACUGCAUUACCAACAGACCAGACCAACGCUCCAUCAGCAUCCGCCGAGAACAGCCUCUUUUGGACCAGUCACAAGCAUGGAUUCACUAAGCAUGGCAACUUUAAACAUCACUCUCUGGAAUGAGACCACUAGUACCACUAGUCCACCUACUACCACAUCAGCCUACCAGUACAUUGGCUUCCAAGUCCAAAAGGUUUACCCUUUUCAUGAUAACUGGAACACAGCCUGUUUUAUCAUUAUGCUAUUAUUUAUAUUUACGGUCGUCUCUCUGAUGCUCCUGGCCUUCAUUUAUGAGGUGCUUGAUUGCUGCUGCUGUGCCAAAGACAAAACUCUAAGCGACUUGGAAAGUGAGCCAAGCCCUCUGCGAACCAUGAUGGACAACAUCAGAAGGCGGGACACUGAAGUGGUUUAGUGCCCAGGGAGGAAUGCCAGAAAGAUCCAAGACAAAACACCGGCACAAAGCUUCUCGCCUUUACUAAGGGAGAAAGACAAAGGGGUCCUGAGGUUCUGAUCCACACCGGGGGGAGAGCAAUAUCCAUCCCAGCCAAGCACGAUGGAGAGUUCAAGGGGUUAUCAGAGUUCUACAAUAUCAAGUUUUCUGUUAUCCUUUUGUAAGAAAAUACUGUAGUACAAGUUAAAUUUUCUGAGUGGGAUUCACUGUAUGUAUCCAUAGUAAAAUCCUUAUAAAUACAGUUUUGAAAAUUCAAAAUGGGUUUUGUCAUGGUAUCCCCCAAAUUCCCAUUUUAUUGACAGUAAAAUUUACCGAGGAUCAGAAAACACAAGAGAUUUUGCCCAAGAUCAGACACAGGCCUUCAGGUUUUCAGUAGUGGAUGCAGGAUCUGAAUCCAUACCACCCAAAGCUAAAGUUCUUGGUGUUUCCAUUCCCUGUAAUUCAGAAUCUCUAUGAUCUACUACUAAGCAAUAUUAAGAACCAGAAAAUACAUGGACACAGUAUAAGUGACAUCCUGAUAUACAUAAUACUAACUUGUAUUCUAAUAUUUCACAGCAUAAUAGAACUAAGUACUGUUCUCUUUUACAUGUUCUUCAUCAAUUAAAGAACGCAUCCAAGUGCUCACCUGCAAUCAAAAUUAAAUAAAUCCCACUAAUAUCAAUCUCACAUUGCCUGUUCUUUCUUAAAAAAAAAAAAAAAUCAACAUUUUUAAAUUUUCUAAAUUAUUAUUUUCAAAACUCCAACACCUUGAGAGAGAACAGACACAAGAAGUGCAACAUUACUGAAUAUCUCUUGAACCAAUUAGUAAUGAAUAGCUAGCCAGAAAAGAGAGGAAAAAAAUGUAUUCCCUUCCCUUUGAUUCAGAAGCAUACUGCAUCAGACUCAGCUGAUGGUUAAUUUUGCCCCAAUGCCUCACCCUCAUUUUUUUGGUUUUACUUUUUAAACUAAUCAAAGUUCUCUGGGUAGAAAAAGAUUUGAAAAUGAAGGCAGUAUUUAAAAAUAUGUAAAAUUUAAAAAUAGUAAUAAAUAAAAUACUGGUCACCAAGAUUUCCCCAAGGACCUCAUCUUAUUCUGCAGAAAUACAAAAUAAGAUCAAAAGUAUGUAUUAAAUACAAUUACAAACAGAAUAAUGCUACCAAGAAAACACAAGAGAGGGAGAAUCUUUUAAUGGAUUAAAAAGCCCCAAACAAGUC
Molecule: messenger RNA, 2350 nt
Organism: Antechinus flavipes (yellow-footed antechinus)
Lineage: Eukaryota; Metazoa; Chordata; Mammalia; Dasyuromorphia; Dasyuridae
Gene: SMIM18
Product: small integral membrane protein 18
Exons: 2
Coding region: 783-1118 (111 amino acids)
Source: RefSeq, a predicted model, not a curated record